ACAUUUUGAAACAUUUGUAAGUGGACAGGAGGAACUGUGCAGGCUUUUGUUGCACCUGCUCUUGAUUAGGCAAUGGCACUUUUUGGAUUCCGACUGAUCACGCCCUGACUCCCGUCGUCUCCCUUCCCUCCCCUCUUUUUGUCGGUCUCUCCAUCAACCCUCCUCACUCCUCCCACUAUUCUCCUUCUUUGUCUCUAAAAUUUUCUCCAGAGACCUCCAGUUUUUUGAACACCACACUGUUCUUACCUCCUGGCCUUUGGUUCAAGAAAGCGGCACAGAAGCCAUGUUUUCUCACAUACUCAUCUUGGCUGCUCUGGUCAAUCUGGCCCAAUUCCAGUAUUACGACUACGACUACCAGCCGGGGUCCUUGCAUGGGCCAUCAGGCCCCAACUGUAACCAAGAAUGUGAUUGUCCCAUCAGUUUUCCAAGUGCCAUGUAUUGUGACAGCCGCAAGCUGAAGUCCGUCCCUAUAGUUCCAACUGGGAUCAAAUAUCUGUAUCUCCAGCAGAACAUGAUUGAAGAAAUCAAGGCGGGAGUGUUUGAUAAUGUUACCGAUACGCUGCGCUGGCUGAUACUUGACAAAAACCAAAUUACGAAUGCCAAGAUAGAAAAGGGCACAAUUGACAAACUCACAGCUCUGGAGAAGCUGUACUUUAGCAACAACAACAUCACAGAGCCAGUCAUCCCUCCUUCAAAGGCCCUGGAAGAGAUACAGAUGAUGCACAACAAGCUGUCCAAGUUCCCCUCCGGACUCUUGUCUGACAAGGAGAACUUGACCUCCAUCAACCUUCAGCAGAACGAGUUGACCUCUGAAAGCAUUGGAGACGCAUUCAAGGGGCUGAAGAAGCUGCUGUCCCUGGAUGUGAGCCAUAACAAGCUGAAGAAGCUGCCAAUCGGACUCCCUAGUUCACUGGAAAUCCUCUAUGCUGAUUACAAUGACAUUGAUAAAGUUGGAGCGGGAUUCUUGAAAAAGCUGCCCUCCCUUCGGUACCUGAGGAUCUCCCACAACAAGCUGCAGGACUCCGGGAUCCCCUCUGGAGCAUUCAACGUGACUUCACUGCUGGAGCUUGAUCUCUCCUUCAACAAGCUGAAGUCUAUCCCUGAAGUCAACGAGCAGCUAGAGCAACUUUACCUACAGGCCAAUGAGAUCAACAAGUUUGACCUGGCAAGUUUCUGCAAGUUCACUGGACCCCUCAACUAUUCGCGCCUCAAGCACCUGCGUCUGGACGGCAAUAAYGUCACACACAGCAGCAUGCCCUCCGAAUCUGUCAACUGCCUGCGUCAAGCUUCGGACAUCAUGUUUGAAUAGAAAGGACCACGCUCUGAUCGACGAGUCCGCUUUCUGCUGCCGUGAAAAAAAGCAUGACCGCACACUUGUGACACAAGUAUAAUGUAUGUAAAAUUGUUCAUGUUGAUCGUGGAGAUUUGUUUUAAGAUGCAAUCGAUGGGGAUAUCCAGUCAACUGUUUUCAAAUUCUAUAUGUAACAUAUCCAGAAAUGUGUACAACAGAUAAAGCCAAACAAGCAUUUUUAUGGAAACAAAGAAAAUAUUGCAAUAGAUUUAAUUAAAAUGUUUUGGUUCUAUUGUUAAAACGUGCAUGCCUACACACUUCAAACAUUCCAAAUGGAUUUAAAUUUGCUCAAUACAGACACAACAGAGACAUGAUUUUUAUGGCUUUUUUUGUUUUUUAUUUUGUUAGUCAAAGUGUCAUUUUGUUGCAUGUUUCAGUAUGUUGCAUGUGUGUUGGCUUAGUUAUUAAAUAAUUGCUGUGCAAAAAGCCAACAGGGGGAGGACUGCAUACUUUAGUAAUGUGAGCAAAUGUAAAAGGAAAAAAAAGGCAGUGCAGAUAGUCGUACUUUCAACAUCUUGAAUGUAUCAAACUGGUUUUACAACAACGUGAGUUACCUGUGGUUUGAGUCCCAUGUCUGCCUGCUUUGCAUUUAAUCUUUAGCAUUAACUGCUUGAAGCCCAAUUGUCAUUUUUAUUAAUAACCAAACAAACCACAGACUAAAUAAAAAAAUGUUCAUGUAAACAAUUGUACCUAAAGUUCCAUAUGUAUACCUUAGAAUGUUACGAGAUAUUUGUUUGUGAUUUUCUGCUGUUAUUCUAGCACCCAAUGUCUCAGUUAAACUACCAGUAAAAGCUUUUGCAGUUUAGUGCCUUCAUUGUAACGCAGUUGUCAUGUUAACUGGUUUUAUUCAUAUUUGAUUAAUGCUUGUAGUUUUUAGUUUAUUUCUUUCCUUUGACUUGAAUUGCCUGUGAGACAACCAAAUAUGGCUGAAUGAAUUUUGUAUCAGAUUUGUAUAUCACUUUUUAAUCCUUCUAUAAGAAUUUCUGUUGCUUGUGAAAACUUAGUAUAAAAGAUAGAUAAAAAAAACAACUUGGUCUACCAAAACCUUGAAUGUUUUGUUUCUUUCUUGACUUCUUUGUUUAAAACUGCUAUUUGUAAAGCAUGCUUUAUAAAAAGUUUGAUUUGUGA
Molecule: messenger RNA, 2479 nt
Organism: Austrofundulus limnaeus
Lineage: Eukaryota; Metazoa; Chordata; Actinopteri; Cyprinodontiformes; Rivulidae
Gene: lum
Product: lumican
Exons: 3
Coding region: 284-1309 (341 amino acids)
Molecular function (GO): protein binding
Source: RefSeq, a predicted model, not a curated record